UACUUGGGUAAUACUGUUAACAUUUCUUUUCCUUCUUUUCUUCCUCGGCAUAACGUUCACCUUUGCUUCGCUAAUGUAAUUCAACUGGAGCCGUAACAGCUAUGGCUAUUCCUUCACUCCUCCAAAGCUCGAAAACCUCAAUCCAAAGGUCCAGACUUUUCUUGUUUUUAUGCCAAAUUUCCACCAAUUCCUCUUCGUUCUUUUUCUCCACCAAAUGCAGAGCAGGACUAUUCAAAAUCUAUCAAGUGCCCUCUCAAGCUCCUCCUGUCCCCAAGAAAAUCCCCUUCAACGUCUCUGCUCAUGGAACUACUCUGGAAGACCCCUACCAUUGGAUGCGCGACACUAGCGACGCUGAUUUCGUGGACUUCCUCAACCUAGAAAACUCCUACGCUCAAGCUUUUAUGGCCGACACUCAAGACCUGCAACGCACUCUGUUUGCAGAGAUGGUUAGCCGAAUGCCCGCCAAGAUUUCCACUCCGCCCGAGCGUUGGGGACCCUGGUUGUACUACCAGUACAUUCCAGAGGGUAAGGAAUACCCAGUACUGUGUAGGAGGUUAGAGACUGGUAAAAGUGGUUUGUUGAAGAUUCUUAUCAAUUAUGCAAGAGAGGGAUUUGAGAGAGAGGAAGUUUUGCUUGACUGGAACAAAAUUGCAGAACAAUAUGGUUACGUGCAUGUUGGGACAUGUCGAGUUUCACCAGACCACAACUUUCUUGCAUACACACUUGAUGUCUCUGGGAGUGAACAGUUUAUGCUUCAAAUCAAGGACCUCAGAAAUGGAUGUAUUGUUCCGGGACUACAAGUUGAUGGGGUUGUUAGUUUGGCAUGGGCUCAAGAUGGGAAUACUCUUUUCUAUACAAUAUCUGACGAGAACCAACGACCUCACAGGGUUCUCUGCACAAGACUUGGACAGGAUGUUGCAUUUCAAGUCCCUGUGUUUGUGGAAGAUGAUUCCAGGUUUUGCGUGGACAUAACAAACACAAAAGAUGGAAAGUUUAUAACUGUGAACUCGAACUCAAGGACAUCAUCUGAGGUCUAUGUAAUAGAUGCAACCAACCCACAAGAUGGUCUGCGAAGAAUACGAAAGCGUGUCUCCGGUGUUCAGUAUUUUUUGGAGCAUCACCAUGGUUUGUUCUAUAUUCUAACAAAUGCUCCCUUAAAUGGAAAUAAGGAGUGGUCUGGUGGAAAUUACUAUUUGGCUAGAUGUCAAGUUGAAGAUAUACAGUCAGCUUCUUGGCAGACCAUGAUUUUUCCAAGUGAAGAUGAAAGCCUGCAAGAUAUGGAUAUUUUUAAUAGGCAUCUGGUGCUUUUCAUCAAUAAGAAAGGGGUAUCUAUGCCAUGUUCCAUCAAUUUGCCUAUCGAUGUUCAAGGCGAGCAUCAGAUGGGUAUUCAGGAUCUUAAUCCAUGGUUUUUUCCUCUGCCCUCAAAUUCAUGCAGCAUCACUCCCGGAUCAAACCAUGACUUUAUGAACUCAUUGUUUCGUGUGGUGCUGACUUCUCCAGUGAUGCCUGAUGUUGUUGUCGACUAUGAUAUGUCAAAGCAGACAUUCUCAGUUGUGCACCAAGAGGAAGUCAGGAAUAUUACUGGUAGCACUGGAUCUUGCUUACCUGCGUUUGAACCAGAUUCUUGUGAACAUCUUAAUCCACAAAACCGUGACAGAAAAAUUCAAAACGCUCAGUGGAAAAAGUGGAAAGAAUUCUCUGAUGCAUACUGUUGUCAAAGGAAGGAGGUUCUUGCCCAUGAUGGUGCCAAGGUUCCUCUGACUAUCGUGUUCUCUCGAGAAGCCCGGCAGCUGGGCCAGUCUCCUGGACUAUUACUGGGCUAUGGAGCUUAUGGAGAAGUCCUAGAUAAAAGUUGGUCUGGAGACCGUUUAAGCUUACUUGAUCGUGGCUGGGUGGUGGCAUUUGCUGAUGUGAGGGGUGGUGGUGGGUGUGAUUCUUCCUGGCAUAAGUCUGGCUGUGGGUUGAACAAACUAAAUUCCAUACAUGAUUUUGCAUCAUGUGGCAAUUAUUUAGUAAACGAGGGAUAUGUACACAGAGAUAAACUGGGGGCCAUGGCAUAUAGUGCUGGUUGUCUACUUGUUGGGACAGCUGUCAACAUGUACCCAGAGCUUUUUCGUGCUGCCAUUUUAAAGGUUCCAUUCCUUGAUAUUUGCAACACACUUUUGGAUCCCAGUUUGCCUCUAACCAUACUUGACUACGAAGAAUUUGGGAAUCCCCAGAUACAGUCUCAGUUUGAGUCUAUUCUAAGUUAUUCUCCUUACAAUAACAUUAUUUACGACCAUUGUUGUCCUGCAAUGCUCGUUUCAUCAUCAUUCCACGAUUCAAGGGUCGGAAUUUGGGAAGCAGCUAAAUGGGUGGCAAGAAUACGAGAUUCCGCUUGUCCUGAUUGUUCUCGCUCAGUUAUUUUAAAGACAAACAUGACUGGAGGACAUUUUGAUGAAGGUGGACGCUAUAGUCAGUGUGAGGUGACGGCUUAUGAUUACGCGUUUCUGAUGAAAGUUAUGGGGACUUUAACAGAUGAAGUUUAAUACCAUUGGAACAUGGCCAGGCUGUUAUAUAUCGGCAAACAAAAUUACUGAAAGACAUUCUCAUGAAUGUGGCUGUUAAUCAUCUAAGGGCAGCUGCCAGCUGCUGCUAGUGCUUUCCUGAUGAAAGUAAUGGGAGCUUCCAGGCAGUAACAACUUUAUGAAAUGCUGUGAAAAGGAUGUUCCAUAGCAGCAUCAGAACAUCAUAACAAAAUUGUUAAUGCAGCUUAUUUCCAGCAAAUCCUUUGGUGAAACGGGUUCAAGAAUCUUUCUUGGGAUAUGAAGACUGAUAUUUGGAGCCCUAAAGGCUUGGUUGGACGAGUAUGAGGUUUCCUGAGCAGUGUUAAUGCCUAUCCAAGACAUGAAAGUUUCUCUUCUUGCAAUGAGAGAGCAAGUACCAAUUAGGGUGAGACGUGCGUAUGUGCUGUAGAUUUUUGUUGAAGUUCUUUUGCUCUUAUUUUUGGUUGUAACCUAAUUGAAACGGUGAUCAAAGUUAUUUUUGAGCAGAAGUUCAUUCUUUUGUGGCCUAAAA
Molecule: messenger RNA, 3057 nt
Organism: Tripterygium wilfordii
Lineage: Eukaryota; Viridiplantae; Streptophyta; Magnoliopsida; Celastrales; Celastraceae
Product: dipeptidyl aminopeptidase BI
Exons: 11
Coding region: 102-2528 (808 amino acids)
Biological process (GO): proteolysis
Molecular function (GO): serine-type endopeptidase activity
Source: RefSeq, a predicted model, not a curated record